Messenger RNA from Chrysoperla carnea, 3201 nucleotides. RefSeq lists its product as uncharacterized. The coding region runs from base 107 to 3151 and encodes 1014 amino acids. Gene Ontology annotation, molecular function: oxidoreductase activity, acting on paired donors, with incorporation or reduction of molecular oxygen; iron ion binding; heme binding. The transcript is spliced from 14 exons. The record is from RefSeq and is a predicted model, not a curated record. Lineage: Eukaryota; Metazoa; Arthropoda; Insecta; Neuroptera; Chrysopidae.
UUGUUUUUUGUGAAGCUGUCUAAUUGUUGUGAAUUUUCAUAUUGUUGUUAAAAGUUUUGGGCAAUUUUAUUUUGUUGGGGAUAUAGAAAUUGAAAUUGAUUCAAUUAUGUUGAUUGAUUUUCUUGUAUUAAUUGCUUCACUUAUUGUUAUUUUUAUAAUAUUUUACACUUGGAAUUAUGAUUAUUGGAAAAAACGGAGUAUUCCAUAUGAAAAACCAUUUUUCCCAUUUGGUAGUAUUAAAGAUGCUCUACUUGCCCGAAAAACUUUAUGUUCCGUAUUAAAUGAUUGUUACCAGAAAUAUAAAGAUUAUAAAUAUUUUGGAGUAUAUUUUGGACGACAUCCCGUAUUGUUUGUUCGUGAUUCACAAUUAGCUAGAGAUGUUAUGGUGAAAUAUUUUAAUCAUUUUCAAGAUAAUACAAUAAAUAUUAAUGAAAAAUCAGAACCAUUAGUUGCGAAGAAUCCUUUUGUUUUGAAAGGAGAACAAUGGAGAUCGAAACGUGGUCAUUUAACACCUGGUUUUACAGCUUUAAAACUAAAACAAAUGUUUCCACAUAUGGUAGCUGUAUCUGAGCGUCUUGUAGCAUAUCUUCAUCAACAAAUUGACUCAUCGCAAAAUAGUAUUGAAGCAAAAGAAGUUGCAAGUUGCUUUGCAACUGAAGUGUUCACAUUGAGUGCUUUGAAUAUUACAUCGGAUUCAUUUGAAAAUCCAAAAAGUUCUUUCAAAACAAUUGCAAAAACAAUGUUAGAAGGUUCAAAUUUACUAGCAUUUAUAACUUGGACCGUGGCAAUUGUGGAUCCAGGAUUGUCAGUUUUAUUACGGACUAAAAUUUUGACAAAAGAAGGAGCAGAUUAUUUCAGAAAGGCAGUAAAUGAUGUAUUAGUUCAUAGAGAAACGAACAAUAUUGUGGUAAAUGACAUCUUCAACCAUUUUUAUACGUUGUAUCAAAAAAAUGCUGAUUUCACGAAGGAUGAUUUAGUUUCGAAUGUCGUAACAUUAUUUAUUGAUGGAGUAGAAACAUCUGCAACGACUAUUCGAGGUAUAUUAUAUGAAAUAGCGGCACAACCUCGAGUCUUCAAGAAAUUGCGUAAAGAAAUCGACACAAUUUUGAAUAAAAAUAACAAUAAAUUUACGUAUGAUGGAAUUCAAGAAAUGACUUAUUUAGAUAGCUGUAUAUCAGAAGGUUUACGCAUUUGCUCAGCCGUUCUAUUUGCAAUGAGACAAUGUACACUACCGUUUGAAUUCCCAUCGCAAAAAGAUGGCGAACCAGGUGUGAAGAUCGAUAAAGGAAUAUCAGUGGUUCUACCAUUUUAUUCAAUACAUUAUGAUGAGAAUUUGUAUCCUAAUCCUGAAGAAUAUAAACCGGAACGAUUUUAUGAUGACGAAACAAAAGUUCAGGCCAAAGCUAAUCUGUUUGGGUUUGGCGAUGGUCCAAGAAUUUGUUUAGGAAUGAGAUAUGGAACAAUGGUUACCAGAUUAGGUUUAGCAACAAUUAUAUCAAAAUUUGACGUGACUGUGAAUGAAAAAUCGAAGGAGCGUGCAAAAAAUAUUGGCCCAUCAUUUCUUUUCGCUCCGAAUGUAGAACCAAUCGUGGACUUUCAUAAACGUGGCACAAUUUAUAAAGAUAAUAUGUUGGUUGAUUUUCUAUUAUUGCUAGCUUCGCUAAUCGGAAUUUUAUGUAUAAUUUUUACAUGGAAAUAUGAUUAUUGGAAAAAACGGGGUAUUCCAUAUGAAAAACCAGUAUUCCCAUUUGGCAGUAUUAAAGAUUCAAUACUAGGAAAAAAAACUUUUAGUACGCAAAUAGAUAAAUUCUAUUACAAAUAUAAAGAUUAUAAAUAUUUUGGAUUACAUUUCGGACGACUUCCUGUAUUAUUUAUUCGUGAUUCUCAGUUAGGUAGAGAUAUUAUGGUGAAACAUUUUAAUCAUUUUCAAGACAAUGCAAUACGUUUGAAUGCGAAAGCAGACCCAGUUGCUGGAAACAAUCCUUUUGUACUAAAGGGGAAUAAAUGGAAAACUACAAGGGCUCAUUUAACACCUGGUUUUACAAGUUUAAAACUAAAACAAAUGUUUCCAAAUAUGGAAUCCGUUUCGAAACGCUUUGUAGCAUAUAUUCAACAAAAUAUUAAUGCUUCAAAUAAUAAACUUGAAGCAAAAGAAGUUGCAAGCAAUUUUACAACUGAAGUAUUUACGUUAGCUGCGUUGAAUAUAAAAUCGGAUUCAUUUGAAAAUCCAAAUAGUUCUUUUAAAACAAUUGCCAAUACAAUGUUUGAAUCUUCAGGUAUUCAGGGAUUUAUAACUUGGAUGUUAAUGACUGUCGAUCCACCUCUAUUGGAGUUGAUCGGAACUAGAUUGAUGACAAAAGAAGGUAACGCAUACUUUAGAAAUGCUGUAAAUGAUGUUUUGAAUCAUCGAGAAAAAAAUAAUUUGCAGAUAAAUGAUUUUUUAAAUUAUUUACAUAAUCUUCAUCUUAAAAACAAAGAUUUUACAAGGGAUGACGUCCUCGCAAAUAUCGUUACAUUAUUCAUUGAUGGAGUUGAAACUUCUGCGGCAGCUAUACGAAGUCUAUUAUAUGAACUGGCUGCAAAUCCACGAGUAUUCGAAAAAUUGCGAGAAGAAAUUGACACAGUUAAAGCUAAAUACAAUAAUGAAAUUACUUUUGAUGCCAUACAAGAAAUGGCUUAUUUAGAUUCCUGUUUGUCAGAAUCGUUACGAAUUAAUACUGUACUUCUUACGUCAAUGAGAGAAUGUACACAGCCUUUUGAAUUCCCACCACAAAAGGAUGGUACUGCAGGACUAAAAAUUGAUAAAGGUGUAUCAGUUUUGAUUCCACUUUAUUGUAUUCAUCGUGAUCCAACCUUGUAUCCAAAUCCUGAAGAAUUUAAACCGGAACGUUUUUAUGAUGAAGAAACAAAAGAUCAAGCUAAAGCUAAUUUCUUUGGAUUUGGCGAUGGUCCAAGAAUGUGUUUAGGAAUGAGAUACGGAUCACUUGUUACCAAAUUAGCAAUAGCUACAAUUGUAUCAAAUUUUGAUUUUACGGUAAAUGAGAAAAUAAAAGAACGCCCAAAACAUGUGGGUCCAUCAUUUAUAUAUUUCCCCAGUGAAGAACCAAUUAUAGAUUUCCAUAAUCGUGGAACAAUUUAUAAAGAUAAAUAGGUGUGUUUUCGAAUUUUUCGAUUCGAAAAUCUAUUGAGUUCUAUCUUCAA